UUUUAAACACGUUGAGCGGGAACAUUGAAAUGGAUACUGUCAAACAUCGAAUAUUUAUGAACUAGAAACGGUGCAGUGGCUGCCCGAAGAGCCUAUUCCGUGUGGAUAUGGCAGGACAACUUUUCUUGUCCGAUUUGCAGUCUGGAAACCAUGAAACCAUCGGACAAGACAUCGAGAACUACCUGUCUCCACUGCUGUGUAAAAAGAAUCCUGCUGAAAGGGAGGACAAAUCCAAGUAUGGAUUGUAUACAGUCAAGUUCCUCCACACAUCUGUAUCCCAUGUGAGCAGCAGUCGAGAAUCUACAAGUCUUCUUCAAGCUGUCUGUAGCUGUUACCUAGGAUACAAGGUUGCCAGGGAGGAAGUCAAGCUGAAUGAACCUUUGACCGUGUUGAAGCUUCUGUACCAUCUCCUUACUAAACUCCCACAAAAGGGAAUUCCAGAAAGUCAGCUGACCAUUGCUGAACACUUACAUGAUGAGUUAUCCUACAACAUUGAGGCGACGCCCGGUAACGUGGAUACCAUUAUACACAACACCUACAGUUACCUGUGGAACGUGGCAGCCAAACUGGAACAGGACCAGAGUAACGGCUCACCAGACACUGUGCUUAAACUAAGACAUGCAGCCCUGAAAACACUUCUGUUGGGCCCAUCUACUGUCGCUGUGUUUGUGGAAAAAUACCUCGUGGCAUUUAGCAGAUAUGACAGAGUGACUGUUCAGUACAGGGACAAAGGCAUGUACACAGACGCAGAGAUGUAUGUGGAUCUGACCCAGGAUCUUCUGUCGAGUCUCAUCAAACGGGCCUCAGAUGGUUUCUCUACGGAAGCUGAAGCUUGGAGUCUGCUCUCUGUCUUUUUAGGCCUCUUUAAGUACAUUCUACAGAGAUCUCUUCAAAAUAAGAUCAGUGAUUGUCAAAAUAUAUUGGAAGAAACAAAAUUGAAUGUUACUUGUCAAGUAUCAGAUGCUUUUUCUGUUGUUAAAAAUCUCUUUCUGGUAGUGGAUUUGUUAUUCAAGGGUACAACUGGAAAGUGUGGGAAAAAGAUUGCUUCACAGUUGUCCAAUGUAAGUGAAAUUUUCUGUAGUUCCUUUGACAAUAGUUAUACAUCCUGGCCACAGACCUGCAAGACAUUCAUCCAUGACAUGGUCACACUUCUGCUGAAACAUAUGGAAAAUUUAACUCCCUUUCCUGCUGUUGAAACUGUUCGAGAAAUUUUGAAGAUUGGAGCUGCUUCGUUUUCAGCAGAUGUUGAGAUUGGUCAACAACAGUCUGCAUCAGUAGAACAUCUACAACUUUGUCUACGAAUCUUGUUCAAAUAUCUGAAAGACACUCAAGAAGGAGACUCGUACCUGUUUUUUAUGGAGACUGUGAUAGAACUGUCCGACCGCUACAAUACAAUACUGGAGUCAGAUGCCUUAGACUGGUCCACAAAGAAACUUAAUCAAGAGAGACACUAUUGUGGUUAUCUCAUGUCCAAGCUUGGUCAUCUGUACUCUACAAAGGGAGAUAACACUUCUGCCUGCAAACUGUACACCAUCUCUUGUCGUCAGCUGACCCAGUGGGUGAAAUCCGAUGUGUCACUCACACAACAGAGGCUUCAGGAGGUCUCCUUAUGGUUGGUGUACGAGUGUUUAUCAGAUUGCCAAAAGAAGUGUGGAGAUUUACCGAGUGCCAUGGAGACGAUCCAGAAUUGUCUGCUGAUAGAUUCCAGUCACAUGACCUCAGCUGUCAAGCUGUGGGUGAGAACCAAGAAAGAAGCCAUCAAAAACGAAACCAACACUGUCAAACAGAUGGUUUUAGGUGACCAGCUGUUGGCCAGGUGUCCGGACACCAAACUGGACAUCACAGAUUUACUCAACCUCGAGCUGCUAGCUUUUAGAAACAACAGGCGAAGUUAUAAUGAGGUGGAAGUGACUAUUCUGAAGGUGAUACUGACUGUGUCCAAAGCACCCACGGUCCAGGCCAGGGCACUCUUGGACAUUGGUCAGCUUAUAUGGAUGAAAGGGAUCACUGAAGACAAGUCUUCACUGGACUACAUACAAGAAGCAGAGGAGGUGUUGUCAGGGUCUAGGGACACGAUAUCUAGUGUACUUCUAGCCGAGGUCUACCUCUGGUCCUAUAUCAUACAACACGAGGUCCAGUGUCACCAGAUGUUUCACCUGUCCCAUACCACCCCACCAGUGACUGAGGCGACGCCCACUGCUGAUCUGUCUACAGGGGAAUCGGUAGACACAGAGGAUGAUACAAGUAGCCACACCUCUCUAAAACACCCAUCUCCAGCCAUGUUUACAUUUACCAUGGAAACUGUUGCUAUGGAAAAACUGGAAAGUGCUCUUGCAUUGUGGGAAGCUAUCCUGACAGGAAGUGAUGGUUUAGACAACAGGACCGACCCCGGUGUGCUUCUGACCACCUUGAUGCUGUGUUCCAGCAUACUGCGACUGUCCAGGAGGAUAAAAAAUGAGCUACGCGUGCUGUACCUUGCCCAACAACUUGUGGACAAACAUCCUACUUUGGACCGGUCAGCUCUGGACAUCAGGUUGUUGGAGGCCCGAAUCCUAGUGGGACAAACAGACAGAAGCUGCACUGGACCACAGUGGCUGGAGGAUGCUGACCAGCUUGCUGAACUCCAGGGGUCACAGAGGGACAAUGCUGUACACGCCAUGCUGGUCCACAUUCGUCAGGCUUUCUACCAUAACCAGCUGGAGAAGGGUAUGACCCAGCUCACCUCUGUGAUAUCACUCCUGGAGUCACAGACGUGUAAGACCCGCUCUGUGUGCUCUGCUGAAGGAACUGCCAAACGCCUGAUGUCCAUGUUCCUGGGCCUUCCUGACUGUUCACAGCAGUACCGGAACGUGUACAUCCUCGACUUGGCCCUCGAUGCCAUCAGGAUGCACACAGGUGUCGUCCAACUGAUCCUGGGGAAGGAGUUCCUCAACUUCACGAUGGAACAGUCAAUAGGCAGCAACUCGUUUGACAAGUGGUCUGCAGUAGGGGACCUCGUGGAAUCUCUGUUACACCUGGGAAGGCUGUACAGUCUAGCCGGGGAGGACAGGGAAGCCAGGUGCUUUCUACGGGAGGGCUGGCAACUCUCUCACCACCUCUGUCUACCCUACUGGACUAUGCAGUUUUCGAUUGAACUGGCUAAAAUUCAUAACCUGUCUGGAAACAUAGAGGAUGCAACAAGUACCGUCUCCGACUGCCAUCACAUGUUAGAAAGUUAUACACUUGAUCGGAUUGCAGCAACGUCUUUACGUGUGAAAGUCAAACCUUCCGUACCAACAAAAAUAUUAAGUAAACAUUCAGUGAACAGGAAAUUAGAGGAAAACUUUGGGUUUGAAAGUGAGGAAGAAAUGGCACAGGACCAUGAGGAAAAUCUUUCUAGUCGAUUAGUGUUGCCGAAAUGUUAUCACCAUAUUGUAGACAAGAAAACCUGUGACGUCUGUACGGACCCGUGGAUGUCGCUGUGGGUCCUGAAUGUGACAAUGGUCGUGACACACUGUCAGGUCAGCCUAGGUGAAGGGGUGUCAGAGACAUUGAAAUGUAUUCAAAAUAUUUGUGAGACUCGUAUGUCUGAUGGAACAUCAAUUUCAAAUAGUAAAACAGAGAGAAAGAAACAGAAGAAAAAGUUAAAUGAGGAUUGUUUAAAGUCCGAACUGAUCGUUGCUGAGGUAAAUAAACUGUCGUUGAAAGAACUCUACUUGGAGGCGAUGACACUACAGGCUCAGACUUUGUCCGACUCUGGGGAUAUGGAACUCUGUGCCAAUGUAGCUAGAACAGGACUAGCCACCUGUGAGGCCGUCCCCGGAGUUUCCGUCCAUGUCAAUCAGCUGGAGGCCAAUCUCCGGCUCCACCAGGUGUUGUCUCAGUGUGAUCCACUAUUCAACACUGUGCAGCAGGUUGUAUCAGGGGACUGUUCAGCCACCAACAUCUCGGCCAUGUCAUCUGAUCUGUUCUAUAAUGACGACGAAAUGACACAAGUCACUUCCUCAAUGUCUCAGGUCAAGAUUGAAGACUGUUCCAGUGUGAACUCGGCAUUAAGUGAUAUGGAAACAGUGGAAGUUGAUCAGUGUGCCACAGGAAAGGAGACGACGACAAAGAACAAAAAGACUUCGCUAGCAAAUAAAAAUGCUUCUGUUGAAGCCAAGGAAAACACUGUAAAGAAACCAGCGGUCAAAAAAGUAAAGUUACUGAGAGAAGAGGCGAUCAUUAGUACACCGAAGCGUGACCGGUCAACACUGAGUACUGACCUGUGUAAUACUCCUCAUGGUCAACAAUAUGUGUAUACUGACAACAAGGACACUGUGUCCAUGCCCCUCAAGACACCACGGAGUGUGUGUAGUCGCAAAGCAAGACUCGAUCUCCUGCUGGAUGACAGUGAUGAUGAUAUCAAAGUCAAGUCUGUACGAGGGAAAACAACGGGGAGGAACUAUACGAAGAAAUCUGGAAAGAAAACGAGCAAUGCGUGUGACAUUAUGAAAACUCCAAAACUUGAUUUAUUAAAAGCAAUUUCAACAUCUACAGGGGAAAGUGACCCCAACAAGAAAGGACGGUCUAGGAUUCCGUGUCGUGUCAAGACUGCAAAAACAGCAGAGGUCCCUGUAGAGAAAGACAAUAAUAAAAAUAUUAGACUUAAAACAACAGAGAAUCAAGAGGGACGAAAAACAAAAUUAAAUAACAGUAAAAAUCAAACCUGUGAUAAAAUUGUAAAGGGACGUCCGGCUAGGAAAGGAAACAAAGACAUGUCAUCGAAAAAUGUUGCAGAUAUUGAAUUUGAGCGUAAAAAUGAAGAUCCCGACAUCAACUGUGCAUCUGUUGCUGCCACGGAUGUUUACACCUUUGAUGUGUCCGACAACGAAGAGGAGGUUUGUGCUACCAAGACGACAAAGAAAAUAACAGGAAAACGUAAACCUGCAACGAGUAAAUGUACAACUGAAGUGAAGAGUCGUACAACUGAAGUGAAAUGUCGUACACAAAACAUGCGAAACUCUCGCAGAGUGAACGGACAGGAAAAAGUCAGGGAUAAUACAGGGGAAAACGAGGAAAAAAUAUUCAGUCUGGUCAAAUGUUUGGAUUUGCCGGUCAUAGGUUUAGAGGAGCCUUGCUCACCCAAGGUGGAGUUGAACUUGAGUAGAGAUGUGGAGAUAGAUUUGUUGGACGUGAAGUGUCCACAAAGCAGUGAUGGUGACUGCCAGACGAUUGAGUUAAGUCCAGCAGAUCUGGGGGUUGUGGCUCCUGAAGAACUGCAUGAUUUGAAUGAUUCCAUUGAGUUAUUGAGAGGAGAUGAUAAGGGAAAGAGGAAAGUCACAACAACAUAUACAAAGAAGGGUCGAGGGCGAAAGAAAGAAGAUUCUUCUGUCUCGGACACUGGGUCAACAUCAGGGGAGACAACCGAGGUCCUGCGAUCCACACAUAUACUCCAUACCAAGAUCCCACAGGUGACUGGUGUCUACGAACCUACGGUCAAAAUACCACAUGCUCCAGCCGUCCAGGAAAACACAGCAGCUCGUCAACUGGACGCAUCCAUAGAGGAAACCCUGGAGAAAGCAUUCCAGCAGGUCCACCACAUGCCGUCUCCCGGCCUGUACAGCCAGAUCUGUCACAUGAAGGCUCUGCACCAUCUGGAGUCAUCUCCCCUUAAAGCUGCUUUCUACCUGUGUGAGGCUCUGGCUGUCACUUUCCGUCACCAAGCUCUGGUCAACUCUGGCAAGAAAAUCAGAAAGAUGAAGCGUCAACAGAAUGCGGAACAUAUGGAGGUGACUGAGGAACCGACUGACUCGGAAGGGCAAGCUUUUACAGAGAAAGAAAACCUAAACUCAAACCCCAAGGUGUCCAAGGCAAAACAGACCGGCAAAGUACAACGCAAGGAUUCAAAGCUGACAAGGGGACAAACUGGUGAACAGAAAGUGACCAAAUGUAACAGGGAGGAGGAAUCAGACAUGGAUAAACUCAGGAUUGAACAAGAAAGUCUACAAUUCACGAAAUCUGAAUGUGACCUUGAGAAGAUGAUGGAGGCACUUCCUCAUGAUAUAGUUGUAUGUCAUCUGUCGGUGGUCAAUCAUCCCACUCAUCACUCACACCUACUGGUCAGUCGGCUGGAGAAACACGCAGAGCCGGUCAUCGUCAGCCUUCCAGGAAUCUCCAGUCUCCUGGGACAGCAGAUACUGCCGGAGUUCACGGCUGUAAUGGAGGAGAGUCGACAGAGCCUCAAACUGACAAAGAAGGCCGAGUGGUGGAAAGUCCGCAGAGGACUGGACGACCGCAUGCAUAGUGUGCUGGACGGUAUGGAGAACUACUGGCUCAGUCACUGGAAGGUGUUACUACUGGGCAGUCUCUGUGUGAGUGACCAGGACAGACAGAAACUGACCGCUCUGACUGAGGCCGUCCACACCGAAAUACAACAACGCACUGGAGCUGUGGUGUCCAGAGCCAAGCUUAGGGUUUUACUUCAGUCUGGGGAUGACUUAUCUGACCAGCACCUGACCACUGCAUUGUCUGAACUGACCAGGUGUCCACUUGGAUCUGCGGUCAUCCCUCAACUUGUCUCCUCAAUCAGAAGCCGAUGUAGGGAUGCUGGAAUACCGUGUGAAGACACAAAGCCUCAGCACGUCAUUCUGGUACUGGACAAGACUAUUCAGCAUCUCCCGUGGGAAAGCAUACCAAUUCUGAGGAAACAUUCUGUCUCUCGUGUUCCAUCCUUUUACCACAUGUGUGUGCAGCUAUCUUGCCUCCAAACAGAUGAGAACACCAUUUAUAAGAAUGGAAUCGACAGUCGACAGACCUUUUAUUUCCUGGAUCCGGAUGGCAAUCUGUCCUCCACAAGAGAAACGUUUCAGGCUUGGUUUCAAAAAGAGCCUGGCUGGAAGGGACUUGUGGGAGAGAAACCAUCAGCUGACCUGUUCAAAGAGGCUCUGACACAGAGUGACCUGGUGAUCUACUGUGGUCAUGGCAGUGGCAGCAAGUAUUUCCAUGGUGACGACCUUCAACAGGUCAACUGUCGAGCUGCCACCAUUCUGAUGGGCUGUAGCAGUGGCCGUCUUCAGGUCAAAGGUCAGCUAGAGGCUUCUGGGAUAAUGCUGAACUACUUCCUGUCCGGAUGCCCCUGUAUCGUGUCCAACCUGUGGGAUGUGACUGACCGCGACAUUGACCGGUUCCUGGAGAGCCUGUUGACCACCUGGCUGUCGGCGGACAAGCCUUGUUCCCUACUGGACAUACUACCAGCUGCACGGGAGGUGUGUCAGCUUCCGUACCUCAUCGGUUCUGCUCCUGUUGUGUACGGCUUCCCAGUGUACAUGAGAUCGUGAUGGUGAACUGUCUAGUCCUCUGUAAUAAACCUCUGGUGAUAUUCACUGACAUUCUUGCUGUCCGCUGUCAGUAGUGAAGAGAAUCCACACGAAAAGAAAUAGAUAAUAGAUUUGUCAAAUUUAGGG
Messenger RNA from Mizuhopecten yessoensis (Yesso scallop), 7424 nucleotides. RefSeq lists its product as uncharacterized. Gene Ontology annotation, cellular component: cytoplasm; centrosome; mitotic spindle. The coding region runs from base 108 to 7298 and encodes 2396 amino acids. Gene Ontology annotation, molecular function: cysteine-type endopeptidase activity. Gene Ontology annotation, biological process: proteolysis; meiotic chromosome separation. The transcript is spliced from 26 exons. The record is from RefSeq and is a predicted model, not a curated record. NCBI's taxonomy places the organism in Eukaryota, Metazoa, Mollusca, Bivalvia, Pectinida, Pectinidae.